CACACCGACCACAAAAUCUACAAUGGCACACAUGCGCACUUCCAUGAUGCCAUUUCUUGAGAGUAGGGACAUCUGCAUUCAAUCAGUUUUGAUGAAGUUGAAGGAUAUUAUUGGACAUGAGAAGGAGAAAACUUUUCGCAGAGAUAACAACUUUCUCAAUCUUGUAAUCAGAAAUGCUGUCCUUUCAACUGGAACAAGAUCAAUUAAGGGGUUUGAAUUCCACAGACUAAUUCAAAAGAUCAAACAGCAUGUCACAAACCUGGAUGCUGAUAAUAAGGUCCUGAUGAGCAUGAUUAAAAAACAAUUGCUGGGCUGUAUAAAGCACUUAAAAAAAGGCAAGCCUCACCAGACCGAGAUUACAGGAAAAUGAAAAAAGCAGCACAAAAACUAUCUUUGCCCACAGAUGAAAUGGAAGGUGAUGUUGAAGAGCUGUUGAAAUCUGGGAAUCUAAUUUGUCUUUUGGGCAACGAUGGUUUCCCAGUAGCGAAGGCAAAUGUUACAGCAUUCCCCUGCACAGAUCUGUGUGAGUAUUGAGUAUACAUCCUUACUUUUUUUUUUAGGAACAUUUGAUAACUUAAAACCAAUCCUGUUUAUGUAGUCAAAUGCACCCGAGCAUUCCACGAGAUAACUUCAGCUGUCACGUGACUCUUCACUAGUCAGCCAAAAUGACGGUGAUGUCUACUGUAACUAAACCAAUGACCGUUCGCAGUUUCAUAUUCAUUUGUAAGACGCUAGAAUAUGAAAGAAAUAUGACCAGGAAUUGAGGACAAGUUGUAACAAACUACAUUGCCGUUUUUCGUGAAGAUUUUAUUAAAUAAGGUUAUUAUUUGUUGUUUGAAAAGAAUCUAAUGAUUAUGAUCCGUGACUGAUGUACUGGCGGUGUAAAAAUUAUAUAUGUCUCGUCGGACAACGCGACAGCAAUUUUCUAUCAGAGUUAAAAUGUGUUACUUA
Pecten maximus is the source of this 951-nucleotide messenger RNA. RefSeq lists its product as uncharacterized. The record is from RefSeq and is a predicted model, not a curated record. Bases 23 to 370 code for a protein of 115 amino acids. The transcript is spliced from 5 exons. Lineage: Eukaryota; Metazoa; Mollusca; Bivalvia; Pectinida; Pectinidae.